GCGUCCUCGUCGCGGCGUCGGAGCGCGUGCAGCACCACCACGCGACGCUCGUGCCCGUGCUCGCGCGGUCGCCCUUUGGGUUCGCCGUGCUGCGGCGCACGCUGGCCUUCGUCAUGCAGCUGUCCGCGUCCAUCGAGACGCCGCGGCUCAGGCUCGCCGUCGCCGGUUUGGCGCCCCGCGGCUUCCUCGCGACGGUCGACGGCGACGACGACGUCCGCGUCGACGCGGACUACUGCGCGCGCCUCGACGCGUCCGUGCGCCAGCUCGUGGACCUGGACGUCGUCAUCGAGCGGCGGGUCGCGCCCUACGCCGAGGCCGCCGCGGCGCUCCGCGGCGCGUCGCUCAAGGCGCUCAAGGCCGCGCACGAGCCCGCGGCGGACUGCCACUUCGCCGAGGUGCGCUUAGGCGAGGCGGACCGCGACGUUCACGGCUUCCACGCCGCGCGGCGAGCCGGCGCGCCCCUCGCGGCGUCGUCGAAGAAACUCGACGGCUUCGACUUCGCGUUAAAACCGUGCGGCGACGGCCGGACGCUGUUGGUCGAGCUCGCGCGGCCGCGGCCGCGGGGCGGCCCCGGCGCCGACGCGACGCCCCUCUGCUGCGGCCUCAGCGCGGGCGCCGAGGGCGAGGCCGAGGGCGCCGCGAGCCUCGCGGCGCGCGGCUCCUGGACGUCGAACGGCGCCGACGACGGCGCCGCCGACGGCGCCGCCGCACCGCCCGCGACCCUGCUCGCCGCGGGCGACCGCGCGGCGGUCCACGGCCUCGACUGCGCGGGCACGCUCAACGCGCUCGCGCGGGCCCACGGCGACCGCGUGCUCCGGGACCGCGUCGCGCUCGCGCAGGCGUCGCUGGACGCCGCGGCGUCGGACGCCGCCGCGGGC
Molecule: messenger RNA, 878 nt
Organism: Aureococcus anophagefferens
Lineage: Eukaryota; Pelagophyceae; Pelagomonadales; Pelagomonadaceae
Exons: 2
Source: RefSeq, a predicted model, not a curated record